Molecule: messenger RNA, 1281 nt
Organism: Linnemannia hyalina
Lineage: Eukaryota; Fungi; Mortierellomycota; Mortierellomycetes; Mortierellales; Mortierellaceae
Source: the annotation of a GenBank genome assembly
AUGAUUAGCGCCUUCUUCAUCUAUAACCAGAAGGGUGAGGUCCUCAUCUCACGCCUCUACCGCCAGGAUCUCAAGCGCUCGAUUGCAGACAUCUUCCGUAUCCAGGUCAUAUCCAACACGGACGUGCGCUCACCCAUCAUCACCUUGGGUUCGACCUCAUUCUUCCACGUCCGCCACGAGAAUCUCUAUAUCGUCGCCCUCACAAAGUGGAACGCCAAUGCCGCCCUGAUCUUUGAAUUCUGCUAUCGGGUCAUCAACGUCGGUCGCUCGUACUUUGGCAAGUUUGACGAGGAGGCUGUCAAGGCCAACUUUGUCCUCAUCUACGAGCUGCUCGAUGAGGUGUUGGACUUUGGAUACCCGCAAAACAGCGAGGCAGACACGCUCAAGAUGUACAUCACCACCGAGUCCGUAAAGUCCGAACGGGCGGUCAUGGAGGAUUCGGCCAAGAUCACCAUCCAGGCAACAGGAGCAACAUCCUGGAGAAGGAGCGACGUCAAGUACAGGAAGAACGAGGCCUUUAUCGAUGUCAUCGAGUCUGUUAAUUUGCUCCUCAGUGCUCAAGGAAAUGUUCUCAGGGCAGACGUCGCAGGACAGAUCAUGAUGCGAGCCUAUCUCUCAGGAACACCCGAAUGCAAGUUUGGACUGAACGACAAGGUGCUCCUGGAGAAGGAUCCUUCCAACCGCAGGAAAACAUCCAACACUGUCGAGAUUGACGAUUGCCAGUUCCACCAAUGCGUCAAACUCGGAAAAUUCGACAGCGAUCGCACUAUCAGCUUUAUCCCUCCCGAUGGCGAGUUUGAGCUCAUGAGGUACCGGACAUCGGACAAUAUCAACCUCCCAUUCAAGGUCCAUCCCGUUGUCACUGAGAUUGGAAAGUCCAAGAUCGAAUACAGGAUCUUGGUGAAGGCCAACUUUUCGCCCAAACUGUACGCCAACAACGUGGUGCUCAAUAUCCCAACACCACUCAACACUGCAGGAGUUACAUGCACGGCCACGUCAGGCAAGGCCAAAUACGUACCAGCAGAGAAUUCUAUUAUCUGGAAGAUUCCACGCUUCCAGGGACAGUCUGAGUUUACGCUGACGGCCGAGGCCAACUUGACGGCAAUGACGCACAAGAAGGCGUGGUCGCGACCCCCGAUCUCGAUGGACUUUCAAGUACUCAUGUUCACAUCUUCAGGACUGCUGGUUCGGUUUUUGAAGGUCUUUGAGAAGAACAACUAUCAGUCUGUCAAGUGGGUACGAUAUAUGACCAAAGCCGGCAACUAUCAAGUCAGGUUCUAA